Messenger RNA from Ceraceosorus bombacis, 1411 nucleotides. NCBI's taxonomy places the organism in Eukaryota, Fungi, Basidiomycota, Exobasidiomycetes, Ceraceosorales, Ceraceosoraceae. The record is from the annotation of a GenBank genome assembly.
AUGAAGCUCUGCGUCCUUUACUUGAUCACCACGGUGAUUUUUUGGGCUGGGUUGAUCGAGGCGCGCCCCACGCCUUCCCUGCCUAGAGGAGACGACUGGCCAGACCUGGCGAAGGCCUCUCGCAGCCUUGGUCAAUCGAGAGAGGUUGCGCGACUGUCUCGGAGAGGUCUGAUCCCCCUGCCGAAAGAGCAGCUUACUUUUUUCCAAAAGCUUUGGGUCGUGAGUAGCGAUUGAAGCAGUGCUACAAACACGCCGCCUCACGAGGUUGUGCGCUGAGCCGAGCUGACUCAUCUCCCGUGCGCAUUUUCUUUUGUCUGGAAGCCCCUUCUACGACCUGUCGCUCGCACCUAUAACAAAUUGUCGCACAGGCAAAGGAUGGGCAUCGGAUGGGGCGGAGGUAUCGGAGGAGGUAUUGCUCAAGGUGCCACGGAGCGACGAUCCCUCUCUCCACUUACUCGUCGCGGUCUGCGAGUCGUCUUUCCCAGGGUGAUUGGGCCUCAUCAUUUGCUGAUGCGUCGAGAGAACGCUGGCAAACCCGUUUUUCUCCGGCGCGAAGUUGGAAAAGUGACGCUGAAUCGUCGAGGAUUCAACAUUAAGGCCCUGUUCGGAAUAGGCAUGUCGAAGCAGCGCCAGUAAGUCGGAGGUAGCCCACGGUUCACUUUAUGAACUUCCGAGCCAUGCUGACGUGAGCAAGCAUACGUGCUUCCCAUCCGUCCAGGAGAAACGUGAGGAGAAUGAGAACAUGAGGAUGGAGCACAUGCGCGAUGUUGGCUGACUGAAAAUCCCGAACGCUUUCGCACUGCGUUUGAUCAGGCCGAAAUAGCGUGAGAGGCGAAAGAGAUGCUGCAUUAUCCGAGUCUAGCUGACAAGUCUCGAGAUAUUCUCUGUUCUUUGCAGCGGUGUCACCAUGGUAGCGUAAGUACUGAGCGAGGUGCAUCCACAAGAUUUGUCCACUGUGCUGACGAGUCGCACAUCGAUCAACGUGCCGAGCAGGGGAGGACUGCUCGCAAACGCGCAGUACCACUUCCUGCCCAGCAUCCUACCUCGAGGCGCGUCUUCCGUCAACGACGCAUCGCCCACAUUGCUGGGUCGCUCAGCGGAUGGCGCAGCUGCACUUGUGGCAAGAAGUAGCAAGACCACCAUGUUGGUGCCUCGCAGUACAAGCCCCGCCUUCUUGACUGGCAGGUCGCUGCUAAAUGUGCACCCCCAAAGUCUGCAAAGAAGAAUGUCAGCAAUGGCAGCUGCUGGCUUCGGUACCAUGAUCGGCUACUUCAUGGGACAGCCCCUGCUCAAGUUUGCUAGGACAAACUUGGGUCUCAAGUUGGGCAAAAAAGAGGAAGAGAAGAAUGAUAGGCUUGUCGAUGUCAAGAAAAUCGUCGGCAGAUCGCUAGAGGAAUCUCGACUCUACUAG